UCUUCGUUGAUUUCUGUUUUGUAAUUUUGUGUCAUUUGUUUCACGUGCAGGAUUUCGAAUUAAAUGAAAAAUGACUACACGUAUAUUGUUAAUGCGUUCUAUGGGUUUUCCGCUCAGAGGUUCAUCAACACUUACACGAAGUAGAUCGCUAUUGAUUUUGAAUUCCUAUUCAAGUGAAACAUAUGGAAGGAAGUCGUUGAUUACGUUACGUCAUACUUCUAGAAGUUACAUCGACCAAAAGGGAUAUUGUUCAUUAUUGAAUUGCAAUUCGAAUUCUCCACUCCUCCAUCAACUUCCAAAGUAUCCAUCGCCUAUUGUUACUGUUCAAACUCGCCACUUUUCAUCCCAGAAUAAUGAUGGAUCUGAUGAUGGAAACCAUAACGAGCAGUCUUCGGGGAAUGUUUCAAGUAUGGGAGGUGCAGGAGACCAUGGUGGAACAGGACCAGUUAUUCAUUCAUUGCCAGCAACCAUGACAGUUCCAGAGACUUGGCCAAGUGUACCUGUUAUAGCAAUCAACAGAAAUCCUGUCUUUCCAAGGUUUAUCAAAAUCAUUGAGGUUACAGAUAAGACGCUUGCUGACCUUAUUAGACGUAAAGUUCGUUUAAACCAACCAUAUGCAGGAGUCUUCAUGAAAUGCAAUGAUAGUGAGGAGUCUGAUGUUGUUAAGAACCUAUCUGAUAUAUAUCCAGUGGGGACGUUCGUUCAAAUUCACGAACUCCAGGAUCUUGGUGACAAACUUCGAAUGAUUGUCAUGGCACAUAGACGAAUCAGGAUUACUGGACAACUAAUGGAAGACGUCAACGAAGGAGCACAAGUGGCGUCCAUCCAUUUCCCUGGAUUUAAUGCAUCAAUUCAAACAUUGACAGAGGAAAAGGCGACAAAAAGGAAGACAAAGCGAGCCAACAUCCGCAAGCGGAAAGAAGAAAAGUCUGAUAACGAAGAUAUCAGUUUAGAUGUCGCAGCCGAGAAACCUUCAGUCGAACCAUCUUCUGCUGCACAGGAUUCCCAGUCAGUGUUAAUGGUGGAGGUGGAAAACGUCAAUCAUGACAAGUUUACCAUAAACGAAGAAACAAAGGCGUUAACUCAGGAGAUCAUAAAGACUAUCCGAGAUAUUAUUGCUCUCAAUCCAUUAUAUCGGGAGUCUAUUCAACAGAUGCUUCAUCAAGGUCAGCGGGUAGUAGAUAACCCAGUUUAUUUAGCUGAUUUGGGCGCGGCGCUAACAGCCGCAGAGCCUGCUGACCUCCAACAAGUCAUCGAAGAAACUAGCAUACCUAAACGUUUGGUGCUUUCUUUGUCGCUGCUUAAAAAAGAACUAGAAUUGAGCCGUUUGCAGCAAAAAAUUGGGCGAGAAGUGGAAGAAAAAGUCAAAGCCCAACACCGGAAAUACAUGUUGCAAGAGCAGCUGAAGGUGAUUAAAAAAGAAUUGGGAUUGGAGAAGGAAGACAAAGACGCAAUCGACGAAAAAUUUCGAGCAAGGCUAAAGGAUAAAACAAUACCACCUGCCAUUAUGGAAGUUAUCGAGGAAGAACUAAACAAACUCGGUUUCCUCGAUAAUCAUUCGUCCGAGUUUAACGUAACUCGCAAUUACCUAGACUGGCUGACGACUCUUCCUUGGGGCGUAACCAGCACGGAAAAUCUUGACUUGAAGAGAGCUGCAGCAGUCCUUGACGAAGACCAUUACGGCAUGGAAGAUGUCAAGAAGCGUAUUUUAGAAUUUAUUGCUGUCAGCGAACUGAAAAAGAGCACGCAGGGGAAAAUUCUAUGCUUUUACGGACCGCCAGGAGUAGGAAAAACUUCAAUCGCCCGCUCAAUUGCUAAAGCAUUAAACCGUGAAUAUUUCAGGUUUUCCGUUGGCGGAAUGACGGACGUGGCCGAAAUCAAAGGUCAUCGACGCACCUACGUCGGAGCAAUGCCUGGGAAAAUGAUCCAGUGUUUGAAGAAGACAAAAACAGAGAACCCGUUGGUGUUGAUCGACGAAGUGGACAAAAUCGGCAAGGGUUACCAGGGUGAUCCGGCUUCUGCGCUGCUUGAGCUGCUGGACCCGGAACAGAAUAAAAAUUUCCUCGACCAUUAUUUAGAUGUACCCAUCGAUUUGUCCAAGGUACUUUUUAUCUGCACAGCAAACGUAAUUGAUACCAUUCCGGAACCGCUUCGAGAUCGAAUGGAGAUGAUUGACGUAUCCGGCUACGUUGCAGAAGAGAAAAUGAACAUUGCCGAGAAAUAUCUAAUUCCUCAGGCUAGGCGAGAUACUGGAGUCAAUGACACCCAAGUUACAAUCGAAUCCGAUGCGCUGCAAACGCUCAUCAAAUCCUAUUGCCGCGAAAGCGGUGUUCGAAACUUGCAGAAGCAAGUGGAAAAGAUCUUUCGUAAAGCUGCUUUCAAGCUUGUCAAAGGAGAUGCCGAAACCAUCACCGUCGGGCAGCAAAAUCUUCAGGAAUUUGUUGGAAAGCCCAUUUUCACACAUGAUCGUCUAUACGACGUGACUCCACCUGGUGUGGUAAUGGGCUUAGCCUGGACAGCCAUGGGAGGUUCCACGCUGUACAUCGAAACUUCGCUGAAGAGACCGUUACGAACUAAACCCUCGAGAAGAUUGGAAGAAAAGGAAGAAAAGGAGGAAGGCGCCCAAGGAUCUAUUGAGCUGACAGGCAAUUUAGGCGAUGUUAUGAAAGAGUCAGUCCGCAUAGCCUAUACGGUAGCUAAAAUGUUCGCCUCAAAGGUGCGACCCGAUGAUCGCUUUUUCGCUGACGCUCAAAUCCAUGUUCAUGUUCCCGAGGGCGCAACUCCAAAAGACGGACCGAGUGCUGGUUGCACCAUCGUAACAGCACUUCUUUCUUUGGCCAUGGACGAGCCCGUUCGCCAAAAUGUUGCCAUGACCGGAGAAAUAUCGUUGACUGGAAAAAUUUUGCCUGUAGGUGGCAUCAAAGAGAAGGUAAUCGCUGCAAAACGAGUGGGCGUUGACUGCAUUCUAUUGCCCGCUGAGAACCGAAAAGAUUAUGACGAUUUGGCCAGCUUCAUCACCCAAGGGUUGGAAGUUCAUUUCGUCGACCACUAUAGGGACAUUUUUCCAAUUGUUUUUCCUCACCUAGCCAACCAGGAGCAAGUCCAGUCAGUUAGUUCUAGUUAAAUGUGCCUCUUAUUCUUUUUUUGAUUGUAGUAUCACAUCGAGAUUUUCAUGUUGAAAAUACGAAUUUCAUUUAACAAA
This is a messenger RNA of Daphnia carinata, 3202 nucleotides long. RefSeq names its product lon protease homolog, mitochondrial-like (gene Lon). Lineage: Eukaryota; Metazoa; Arthropoda; Branchiopoda; Diplostraca; Daphniidae. Gene Ontology annotation, molecular function: ATP binding; single-stranded DNA binding; ATP hydrolysis activity. Gene Ontology annotation, biological process: chaperone-mediated protein complex assembly; protein quality control for misfolded or incompletely synthesized proteins; mitochondrion organization. Gene Ontology annotation, cellular component: mitochondrial matrix. The record is from RefSeq and is a predicted model, not a curated record.